Molecule: messenger RNA, 321 nt
Organism: Diversispora eburnea
Lineage: Eukaryota; Fungi; Glomeromycota; Glomeromycetes; Diversisporales; Diversisporaceae
Source: the annotation of a GenBank genome assembly
AUGGAAAUGGGAAUGAUAAUAAUUGGAGCUGAUGCUUUUAAUCCUACUACCGUAUUAAAAUUGAUAAAUAAAGAGCGUUCUAAACAAAGAUUACGACCUUUAACUUUACAUGGUGCUCUUUCGAAAGCUGCCCAAUUUCAAGUUAAUUACUGCGCUAGAUUUAAUAAACUUACACAUAGUAAUCCUGCUGGUCCUAUUGGUACUAGACUUCUAAGAUUUAAAUAUACUUGGUCAACUGCUGGUGAAAAUCUUGCUUCAGGAUUUAGUGUUGGUUAUAAGAAUGGUUAUUGGUGUGCUGAUUUCGCCACAUUACUUAAGUAA